This is a messenger RNA of Mycena indigotica, 1203 nucleotides long. RefSeq names its product putative acyl-dehydrogenase. The coding region runs from base 1 to 1203 and encodes 400 amino acids. The record is from RefSeq and is a predicted model, not a curated record. Gene Ontology annotation, molecular function: flavin adenine dinucleotide binding; acyl-CoA dehydrogenase activity. The transcript has a single exon. Lineage: Eukaryota; Fungi; Basidiomycota; Agaricomycetes; Agaricales; Mycenaceae.
AUGAUGGACAUCACCGGAUUUACCGAAACUCAACUUGAUGUCCGCUCUGCCGUCGCGCAAGUCUGCUCCGAUUUCCCCAACACAUAUUGGCAAGAGCACGACCAGGCGCAGACCGACCCGAAGGAGUUUCAUGCUGCUCUGGCAAAGGCGGGCUGGCUUGGGAUAGCGCUGCCCGAACACCUUGGUGGCAGUGGACUGGGGAUUUCCGAGGCCACAAUGAUGAUGCAGACAAUUUCGGAAAGCGGGGCCGGGAUGGCUGGCGCGCAGUCGGUGCAUGCCAACGUUUAUGCGACUCAGCCAUUGGCACGCUUCGGCAACGAGAGCCAGACGGAGACGGUCCUCCCCAAAGUCAUCAGUGGAGAGUGGCGGGUGUGCUUCGGUGUAACUGAGCCGAAUGCCGGACUGGACACCCUGAGCUUAAAGACUUUUGCGCGCAAGGAUGGGGACGUAUAUCGGGUUACGGGCCAGAAGAUUUGGAUAACCUGUGCCCAGGUCGCGAAGAAGAUGAUGCUGCUUGCCCGGACUACGCCCGUCGACCAAGUGAAGAAACCCAGUGAAGGUCUUUCGCUGUUCUGCAUCGACUUGGACCGCGAAAGGCCUGGACUUGACAUGCGCAAAAUCAAGAAGAUGGGCGGGAGGGCGGUAGAUGCAAACGAGGUGUUCUUUGACAACUACGAGAUACCGGCCGAUUCCUUGGUAGGAGAGGAGAGCAAGGGCUUCAAGAUUAUUCUGCAUGGGAUGAAUGCCGAACGGUGUUUACUGGCGGGAGAGGCGCUUGGGCUUGGAUAUGCAGCGCUCAAACGGGCAGCAGAGUACGCAAAAGAGCGAGUCGUUUUCCAGCGGCCGAUUGGGAUGAAUCAAGGCAUUUCCCACCCACUCGCCGACGCGUGGAUGAAGUUAGAAGGCGCAAAAUUUGCCACAUACCAUGCAGCCCGCCUCUUCGACGCCAGCAAGAAAGACAAAUCGAUUUCGGCGCACUCGUUGGGUGUGGCAUGUAACGCAGCCAAAUACAUGGCGGCCGAGGCAGCAUUCACCGCAGCAGAAAGGGCAGUGUUGACGCAUGGAGGCAUGGGUUAUGCAGCAGAAUAUGACGUUGAGCGAUGGUUUAGGGAAAGUCUGGUCCCCAGAAUCGCUCCGGUCUCAAGGGAGAUGAUCCUGAAUUACAUUUCAGAGAAGGUGUUGGAGCUGCCACGCAGUUACUGA